This is a messenger RNA of Oncorhynchus tshawytscha (Chinook salmon), 10271 nucleotides long. Its product is annotated as unconventional myosin-IXAa-like. NCBI's taxonomy places the organism in Eukaryota, Metazoa, Chordata, Actinopteri, Salmoniformes, Salmonidae. The transcript is spliced from 41 exons. Gene Ontology annotation, cellular component: myosin complex. Bases 407 to 8224 code for a protein of 2605 amino acids. Gene Ontology annotation, molecular function: GTPase activator activity; microfilament motor activity; ATP binding. The record is from RefSeq and is a predicted model, not a curated record. Gene Ontology annotation, biological process: intracellular signal transduction.
UCCUAACUAGAGAGCGUAAUGCGCCUGCUCAGCAGUUUACACCGAUUGACAGAAGACAAAUCCAAGCAUCAGCGAGCGACGUGACACGGAGCUCCGUAUGCAAUAUUGUGACCAAAAAAAUAUAUGAAAGAAAUGGUGAUUAUCUUGAGCUACUGUAGAUAAAACCUGGAGUGAAUAAGAUUUCUAUUGAAUAAGCUAACCAAGGGUUGCCGUUUUGAAGACAGUGAUAUUUUCAUUCGUGGAAAUGGAAUUUUUAUGAGUUUUUGAGUGCAGUAUUUGUAAGCAGACGGAGUGCAGAGAAGAGUGAAUUCAAGCAACAGUAGAGCUGGAAUGUCCUGAGUUAGUCCCCCGGUCCAGAGAACAACUCCCAGCAUCAGCCAGUGCUGAUGGGACCUGCUUCUCCACGAUGAGUCUUCAAGAUGGCGGCUGCGGCUAUGCUAGCGACAAUUUGGUGGCUAACACGGCCAGCGGCAGCAUGCGGCGGCGCCUGGAGGACCAGGAGUUCACCCUGCGCAUCUACCCGGGCGCCCUGGCCGAGGGCACCAUCUACUGCCCCGUGGGCGCCCGCAAGAGCACCACUGCUGCCGAGGCCAUCGAGCGCCUGCUGGAGCGUCUGAGCCUGGACCGUACCAAAUGCUACGUGCUAGCCGAGGUGAAGGAGUUCGGCGGGGAGGAGUGGAUCCUCAACCCCAGUGACUGCCCAGUCCAGCGGAUGAUGCUGUGGCCCCGCAACGCCCUAGAGAAUCGCUGUGGCCUGGGCAGUGGGGAGGACUACCGCUUCCUUCUCCGAGAGAAGAACCUGGAUGGCUCCAUCCAUUAUGGAGGCAGUCUCCAGAUGUGGCUGCGCGUGACAGAGGAGCGCCGCCGCAUGGUGGAACGGGGUUUUCUGCCCCAGCCCGCAGGGGGCGAGCACCCGGCCGACCUGUGCGCUCUCCCUGAGCUGACGGAGCACGCCCUGCUGGAGAGCCUCCGCUCGCGCUUCCGGCAGGAGAAGAUCUACACCUACGUCGGCUCCAUCCUCAUCGUCAUCAACCCCUUCCAGUUCCUACCCAUCUACAACCCUAAGUACGUCAAGAUGUACGACAACCACGCUCUGGGAGACCUGGAGCCGCAUAUCUAUGCUGUGGCGGAUGUGGCCUACCACGCCAUGCUGCAGCGACGGAGGAACCAGUGUAUCGUCAUCUCUGGAGAGAGCGGCUCGGGAAAGACCCAGAGCACCAACUUCCUGAUUCAUCACCUGACCGCCCUCAGCCAGAAGGGAUUCGCCAGUGGGGUGGAGCAGAUCAUCCUGGGGGCGGGGCCUGUGUUAGAGGCAUUCGGGAACGCCAAGACGGCUCACAACGACAACUCCAGCCGUUUUGGGAAGUUCAUCCAGGUCAACUACCAGGAGAGUGGCACCGUCCGAGGAGCGUAUGUGGAGAAGUACCUACUGGAGAAGUCACGCCUGGUCUACCAGGAGCACAAUGAAAGGAACUACCAUGUGUUCUACUACCUUUUGGCUGGAGCCACUGAGGAGGAGAGGAAGGCCUUCCACCUGCUCAAACCGGAGGAUUACCACUACCUCAACCAGCAGGACUGCUUAACAGUGGAAGGGGAGGACCUGAAGCACGACUUUGAGAGACUGCAACUGGCCAUGGACAUGGUGGGGUUCCUGCCUGCCACACGCAAACAGAUCUUCUCUCUGCUGUCUGCUAUCCUCUACCUGGGCAACAUCCUCUACAAGAAGAAGACCUACAGAGAUGACUCCAUAGACAUCUGUAACCCAGAUGUGCUGCCUACCAUCUCAGAGCUGCUCCAGGUGAAGGAGGAGAUGCUGUUCGAGGCUCUGACCACCAGGAAGACGGUGACUGUGGGAGAGAGGCUGAUCGUUCCGUACAAACUGGCCGAGGCUGGUACCGUUCGGGACUCCAUGGCCAAAUCCCUGUACAGCGCCCUGUUUGACUGGAUCGUGUUCAGGACCAACCAUGCUCUGCUCAACAACAAAGACCUGGAGCACAGUGCCAAGAUUCUUUCAAUUGGAGUGCUGGACAUCUUUGGCUUUGAAGACUACGAGAACAACAGCUUUGAGCAGUUCUGUAUCAACUUGGCCAACGAGAGACUCCAUCACUACUUCAACCAGCACCUCUUCAAGCUCGAACAGGAGGAGUACAGGGCCGAGAGCAUCAGCUGGCACAACAUCGACUACAUCGACAACACAGGCUGCAUCAACCUCAUCAGCAAGAAGCCCACCGCGCUGCUCCACCUGCUGGACGAAGAAUGCAAUUUCCCCCAGGCCUCGAACCAGACCCUGCUGGACAAGUUCAAGCGGCAGCAUGAGGGGAACAGCUACAUCGAGUUCCCCGCUGUCAUGGAGCCCGCCUUCAUUAUCUGCCACUACGCCGGCAAAGUCAAGUACGGCAUCAAGGACUUCAGGGAGAAGAACACUGAUCACAUGCGUCCGGACAUCGUGGCCCUGUUGAAGAGCAGCAAGAACGCCUUCAUCUGUGGCCUGAUGGGCAUCGACCCGGUGGCCACGUUCCGCUGGGCCGUCCUCAGAACCUAUUUCAGAGCCAUGGUAGCCUUCAGGGAGGCUGGGAAGAGACACGCCGACAAGAAGACUGUGAAUGAUGCUGCUGUACCGUGUGUUGUCAAGAGCGUGGACAGCUUCAGCUUCCUCCACCACCCUGUGCACCAGAGGAGCCUUGAGAUCCUGCAGAGAUGCAAAGAUGAGAAAUACAAUAUCACUCGAAAGAAUCCCCGGACGCCCUUGUCAGACCUCCAGGGCAGCAACACACUGAAGGACAAGCCCACCAGGGAUGGUUAUGGCGUGGGCUGUAACGGGCAUCGCUCCAGACAGGGUGGUCUGUCCUCCUCUGGCACAGAGUUUGAUGACGGCAUCUUCUUCAACUCUACUGGCAGCAAGCUGCUGGAGAGGGCACAGAGCAUCCUCAUGCGGAACAAAAACUACAAGUCCAAGCCCAGCUUACCGAAGCACCUGUUGGACGUGAAGUCUCUGAGGUACCUGAGCAGCGUGACCCUCCACGACCGCAUCACUAAGUCCCUCCUCCUCCUGCACAAGAAGAAGAAAACACCCAGCAUCAGCGCCCAGUUCCAGGCCUCUCUCAACAAGCUGAUGGAGACCCUGGGUCAGUCGGAGCCCUACUUUGUCAAGUGUGUCCGCUCCAAUGCAGAGAAGCUCCCCCUGCGUUUCAAUGAUGCCCUUGUGCUCAGGCAGCUGAGGUACACAGGCAUGCUGGAGACCGUCCGCAUCCGCCAAUCAGGAUACGCCAUCAAAUACACCUUCCAGGACUUUGUGCGUCACUUUCGUGUGCUCUUACCAGACAUCGCUAGACCAACCAAGUCUGGCAUCAGGGAGUUCUUUCGUCAAGUUCAUCUAGCACCCGCUGGGUAUCAAGUGGGCAACACAAUGGUGUUCCUGCGGGAUGCGGAGCGUCAGCGGCUGCAGGCUCUGCUCCACAAGGAGGUGUUAGGGCGCAUCGUCACGCUGCAGCGCCGCUUCCGAGCCCGGCUGGAGAGGAAACACUUCAUCAACAUGAGACAGGCCGCUGAUGUCAUCCAGCGAUGGUGGAGGGGCUGCCUGCUCAGACAGUUGGAGGCUGCAGUGGACCCAGCCAUCCAGGAGGAGGCAGCAGAGAACCCAGCCGUCCAGAAGGAGGCAGCAGAGAACCCAGCCGUCCAGGAGGAGGCAGCAGUGGACCCAGCCGUCCAGGAGGAGGCAGCAGAGGACCCAGCCGUCCAGGAGGGGGCAGCAGUGGACCCAGCCGUCCAGGAGGAGGCUGCAGAGGACCCAGCCGUCCAGGAGGAGGCAGCAGUGAACCCAGCCGUCCAGGAGGAGGCAGCAGAGGACCCAGCCGUCCAGGAGGAGGCAGCAGUGAACCCAGCCGUCCAGGAGGAGGCAGCAGAGGACCCAGCCGUCCAGGAGGAGGCAGCAGAGGACCCAGCCGUCCAGGAGGAGGCAGCAGAGGACCCAGCCGUCCAGGAGGAGGCAGCAGAGGACCCAGCCGUCCAGGAGGAGGCAGCAGAGGACCCAGCCGUCCAGGAGGAGGCAGCAGAGGACCCAGCCGUCCAGGAGGAGGCAGCAGUGUGCCUGCAGGCAUCGUGGAGGGGCUACAGGCAGUGCAGGCAGUUCCUGCAGUGGCGGGACUCUGCCCUGAUAAUACAGAGGCGCUGGAGAAACUGCAUCCAGCACAGGGCUCUGGCGGCCAUUACGGUGCAGACAGCCUGGCGCGUCUACAGAGAGAGAGCCCACCACCGUAGCACACGUGGUGCAGUUAUGCUGCUACAGGCAGCCUGCAGGGGCUACAUGGCACGCCUGAGGUUCACAGAACUAAAAGAGCAGAGUCAGCAGGAAAAGCAGUUGCUCAAUGGACAAAGUUGCCCCACCACAGAAGAAGAGAAGGCAGAUCGGACCAUGGGCCUGGAUACGGACAUCUCGGAGGACCAUGUCUUUGAGAUCACCCACCAUCAUGGCAUCCAAGAUGUCUCCACGGUCUGGCCUACUGAAGACUCUAAUGAAUCUAGGUGGAAGUGUUUGUUGGAAGAGGAAGAGGAUAGAGAGAGCGAGAGAAGACAGUGUAUAGACGAGUCCAGCAGACAGAGUAUAGAGCCCAGCAGCCACAAGACACGGGCCAAGAGACAGAAUCGGCGUAUGAGGGAGCUGGAGCAGACCCAGUUCAGCCUGGAGCUACUCAAGGUGCGGACCCACAGAACGGGAGGGACUCUGCCAGAAGAGGAGACCCAUGUACCCCCGUGUCCGGACAGCAUCUCCUGUCCCCUGGACGACCACCAACACCACCGGCCCUCCUCCCCUGAUAGCCACGGGAGCACCUCCAUAGACGUCGAGGUGGAGGCGGGAGGUUACCCCGGUUACCAUGUUAACCAGUCAGCGCCGCUCCGGACUACUUCCCAAGAGGAUUCGGUCAGACCAGGGCCUCCCAUUCACACACCCACAGAGUCCCAGUCCCAUGAGCACCCAGAGGUGGUGAAACAGAAUGAUCUGAGCCCCGGAACAGAGGAGCUACUGCCCAUGCUACUGCCCCCUAUCAAGGAGGUGGUAAAACAGAAUGAUCUGAGCCCCAGGACAGAGGAGCUACCGCCCCCUAUCAAGGAGGUGGUAAAACAGAAUGAUCUGAGCCCCAGGACAGAGGAGCUACCGCCCAUGCUACUGCCCCCUAUCAAGGAGGUGGUGACGGAGGCUACACAAUCCACCGUCUACAUCCCCCCUGGGGACCACAGCAGUGAGCCCAAGCCUAAGCAACAGAGCCCCAACAAGCGUGUGAAGGAGAGGAGAGAGUCCUCCUCUCGAGGGCCCGUGGUGGUUGUCAUCAGUAUGCAGAAGGAGACCCUGCUGGACGAAGGGGAACUGUGGGCGGCAAAAGCCCAGGAGAGUGCACUCCAGAUGGGUGUAACCCCUGCAACAUUCUCCCCUACACCCAUCGCUGGCCUGGAAGUAUCAGAGAAGGCCCAGCCGCCUAGGACUGUUACCAAACCUCCGAGAGACUUAGCUGGGGUCGACAUGUCUAGCUUUGUGCCCUCCUCCAACUCCAGCCAUGGCCUUUGUCCUUCCGAGGUAGAUAUCCAGAUAGUUCUGGAGCCCAAGGCCCCCGCUGGUGAAGUCCCUCCCAGCCAGCAGGAGAGGAAGGCGGGCAGGCCAGCGCAGGACAACUGGAUCUCCACCGACAGGAUCCUGGAGAGCAGGGAAGCAGCCUUGGCAUCACAGAAGAAGACUCCGACCAAGACCAUCAUUGUCAAUAUGACUGAGAAACCGCCCUCCAACGUCACGUUCUCGCCCCGACGCAAGCUCCCCUUCUCGAAGUCUGAUAAGGACCUGGUGAACAAGGAGUGGUCGUUGGUCUCUGUCUCUAGAGCCACCACUGGACAGACCGCCAGAGAGGCUGCUCACAAGGAAGUGCAGAAGAGCAUCCACAAGACCAUGUCUUCAGGAGACCUGGGAAAGGUAGCAGCGCUUAGGAAGACAUCCAGUCAGGAUGGAAGCAGAGUACGAGGGAAGUUACGGUUCUGGGGCAAGACCAAGCAUGCAGAGAAGAAGCUGUCUAGAGACAAGCAGCAGUCCACACAGAGAGACGGCACUGACAAGAUAGACGGAACAACGUCUCCCCCCCACAGUCCCAACCUGAUGGGGACCAGGGGACGGGAGACCAAGGAGAACAAGGAGCCCUCUCCCAAAGUGAGGCGGAGGCGCAGCGUCAAGAUCAGCAGCGUUACCCUAGAGCCCGCCCAGUGGGGGAACGACGCGCUGCACAUCCUCACCAGCACACACGACUACAGGAGCAUGAACGACUUUCUCAUGAAGAAGAUCAGUGACCUGGACUCGGAGGACUGUCAGAAGGACACCUUGGUGGACGUGGUCUUCAAGAAAGCUCUGAAGGAGUUCCGCCUCAACAUCUUCAACUCCUACUCCACCGCCCUGGCUAUGGAUGACGGUAAGAGUAUCCGUUAUAAGGACCUGUACGCCCUGUUUGAACACAUCCUGGAGAAGAGCAUGCGGCUGGAACAGAGGGACUGGAGCGAGUCGCCCGUCAAGGUCUGGGUCAACACCUUCAAGGUCUUCCUGGAUGAGUUCAUGACUGAGUACAAGCCCAUGGAUGGCACCAUCAUCAAGGCCUCCAAACCAGAACGUAAGAAGAGGAGGAAAAAGGAAUCUGACAUUGUUGAGGAGCACAACGGCCACAUCUUCAAGUCCACCCAGUACAGCAUCCCCACCUACUGUGAAUACUGCUCCUCUCUCAUCUGGAUGAUGGACAGGGCCUGCGUCUGCAAACUGUGUCGGUACGCCUGCCAUAGAAAGUGCUGCUCCAGGAUGACCACCAAAUGUAGCAAAAAGUACGACCUGGAGCUGUCGUCUAGGCAGUUUGGCGUGGAGGUGUCUCGUCUGACCAGCGAGGAGAGGACCGUGCCCCUGGUGGUGGAGAAGCUCAUCAACUACAUCGAGAUGCACGGCCUCUACACAGAGGGCAUCUUCAGGAAGUCUGGCUCCACCAAUAAGAUCAAAGAGCUGCGGCAGGGGCUGGACACAGAUGUGAGCAGCAUGAACCUGGACGACUACAACAUCCACGUCAUUGCCGGCGUGCUCAAACAAUGGCUCCGUGACCUGCCCAACCCUCUGAUGACCUUUGAACUGUACGAGGAGUUCCUCCGGGCAAUGGGCCAGCCAGACCAGAAGGAGGUAAUCCGAGGGGUGUACUCUGUGAUCGACCUGCUCAGCAGAACCCACCUGAGUACCCUGGAGCGCCUCAUCUUCCACCUGGUCAGGAUCGCCCUUCAGGAAGACACCAACCGUAUGUCGGCCAAUGCCCUAGCCAUCGUGUUCGCCCCCUGCAUCCUCCGCUGCCCCGACACCAUCGACCCCCUGCAGAGUGUCCAGGACAUCGGCAAGACCACCGCGUGUGUGGAGCUGAUCAUCGGAGAACAGAUGAAUAAGUACAGGGCCAGACUGAAGGACAUCAACAGUCUGGAGUUUGCUGAGAACAAGGCCAAGAGCAGACUGACACACAUCAGGAAGUCCAUGGGCAAAGGUCGUCUGCGGAGGGGUAGCAGCCACCACGCGCCCUCCCCGCCUCUCAGCCCCAGAGUGCUCCCGGUGGUGGACGGGGAGAGUGCAGAGGAGGAGAAGGCAGAGCCAGGGCUGACAGAACAGCAGCAGGCCACCAUGCAGCAGGAAGAGAGGGUCCUCACGGAGCAGAUUGAGGGCCUGCAGAGAGAGAAGGAGGAGUUAACGUAUGAGAUGUUGAUCUUGGAGCCGCGGGCGUCUGAUGACGAGACUCUGGAGUCGGAAGCCUCGAUAGGAACGGCAGACAGCUCUGAGAAACUCAACAUGGACCCUGAAGGAGCCGCCUUCAACCCCUCUGGCACCUAUCACUCCCAGAAGUCUGAAGCCAAGAGCCGCCGCUGCCUCCGGAGACAACCCGACUCGGUCGACUCCACCUCCUCCUCCUCCUCCUCCAUUAUACCUCAAUCCCCCAACUACCGCUUCCGCUCCUCCUCCUCCGGCCCCCUACUCUCCUCCUGCUCCUUGGGCCUAGGAGCCCCCUUAGUGGAGUCCGAGGGGGACCCGAGUAGCACUGUGGGGGUGAAGAGUCGCCACCGGCUCAGGUUGAGUAGAAGCUCGCCGCGCGAGGCCCCUGAGGGCCACAGGAGGGAGUCAGACUUCAGCUCACUGCCCCAACAGCUGGUUCUGUAUGGCAGUAACGAGUUUAUGGUAUGAGGGAGAGUUGCAGUGGAGACAAGACAUCCGAACCGCCUUCCAUCCUCCAUACCAAUAGUGUGUAUGGGGGGAAAGAGGGAGGGAGGAAGUGAAACAGGGCUGGAAUGGGACAUGUGGGCAUCCAUCUCUCACUGCUGUCCUUCUCUAGCUCUGCCCAUCUCUAUCCUCCUUCUCAGUGCCCGGAGGAACGCCACCCUUCCCAUGAUGCAGUUGGGUGCCGUCCUCUCGGCGGGAGAAGUGAAAGUGAAAGGUGAUGGAGAAACAAAAAGAGAGAUGGAAUGAUGAAUGGAUAAAAGAAGGAGGAAGCCUCAGAACUGAGAUGGAGGACUGGCAGGAGGCUGUAAAGGAAUAAAACAGCGACUAAACGCCAGAAAGCAAGUGAGUGAGGAAAGGAUGAGGGUAGCCGCCUUAACUCACCUGACCUUUGACUUCCAAGCCCCUCGACCCCUGCUGGAGCCUCGGGCGGGGGGGGGCCACUGGGGGGCUGAAGAUAAGAAAAGAGAGAAGCAAGUAGACAGCACCUUCUUUUGAACGCAGGUCUACGGUGGCUUGAGCCAGAGUCACUGACUGAGAGGACUAUCGGCCAUUUUGAUACGAGCCACUCAGCUACUCUCCGACCAUUUUUAUACGAGCCACUCAGCUACCCUCCGGGCCAUUUUGAUACGAGCCACUCAGCUACUCUCCGGCCAUUUUGAUACAAGCUACUCAGCUACUCUUUGGCCAUUUUGAUACAAGCUACUCAGCUACUCUCCGAGCCAUUUUGAUACAAGCCACUCAGCUACUCUCCGGGCCAUUUUGAUACAAGCCACUCAGCUACUCUCCGGGCCAUUUUGAUACAAGCUACUCAGCUACUCUUCGGGCCAUUUUGAUACAAGCCGUUCAGCUACUUUCGCGUCCGCUUUCACGUUUACACAAUACAACCUGUCCAUGAGGCCGCAUGCUCCUUCAUUACACGUGUUUCCUAUGCCAGUUAAAGAGACUAUGGCGAUGAUGUGUUAUAAAUCUGUAUUAUGUGACUUAAUUGUUAUGUUAUUAAAAAUAUAUAAAUGGAAGGAACUCCAAUGCUGGGGUCGUUCAAUGUUUAUAAUAACCGUCUCUUAUCUGGAAUCUUUUGCAAAGGGAAGUGUAUGAGAUUCAGGUUAUGGUUUUGUUAUUUGUUUGUUAUGUGUUUUGUUGAUUUUUAACACUGCAAAAAAAUGUUUUAAUGCGUUUUCUGUCGCAUACCCUAAUGAUCUCGACCCAGUGUUCAGUUAGUGCCACUUCUUCUCUUGUGAAAAAAUACAAUUCAACAGCAAGAGGCUGAUGGCAGUCUAUUGUGACACCUAAGUUACACUGUUGUCAUUGUGGUUGCUACGGCGACCCUGGAUUUCAGUGUUUAUCAGAUGUAAUGCAUUGUAACGCCUUUUCCACCAUUGGUCUGUGUUCCCCCACAAUCCUACGUUGUUACAUUGAUCCUACAUUUGUUCUGAAACAUCUGUGUUAAGAGUAACCAAAUCUAGGCUCAAUCUUUUUUUUUUGGGGGGGUAAUUUUUUGGGGUACAUUACUAUUGUUGCUGUUGUUAUAGUUACCGCUGAAACUAUUGUCACCUUAGAAAAAGGUGGUGUGUGUGUGUGUGUGUGUGUGUGUGUGUGUGUGUGUGUGUGUGUGUGUGUGUGUGUGUGUGUGUGUGUGUAAGUGUAAGUGUAAGUGAAACUGCUUCAUGAGUGUGUGCGUGGGCUUACAGGAUGCAAAUGUGUCUCUAAAAAUGUCACAGAGUACAUGUCUAAAAAACGGUUUUCGUAAUUAGUGUGUUAUUGUGUGUAGAUUGAUGAGGGGAAAUGUUUUAUUUAAUCCAUUUUAGAAUAAGGCUGUAACGUAACAAAAUUGUGGAAAUAGUAAAUGGGUCUGAAUACUUUCCAAAUGAACCGUAUGUGUCAGAGGACUGAGAACCAACCACACACACACAGUCCUCUGACAUCCAUCUACACACAAUAACCCCAUAAUUACAAAAACAGGUUUUUAGACAUGUUUGCUAAUAAAAAAUUAUAAUAAUAUAGAAAUACCUUA